Molecule: messenger RNA, 1667 nt
Organism: Nematolebias whitei (Rio pearlfish)
Lineage: Eukaryota; Metazoa; Chordata; Actinopteri; Cyprinodontiformes; Rivulidae
Exons: 7
Coding region: 130-1053 (307 amino acids)
Cellular component (GO): plasma membrane
Source: RefSeq, a predicted model, not a curated record
CCUGGGCAUUAAAAUAAAAGAGAAAGCCACACCUACAACGCGAUGUACUAAAACUGAGGAAACUUUCAUUUCUGUUUAGACGCAGUUCAGGACUCCAGGACUCUUAUUUUAAACCGACUUUUCACAGCCAUGAAAGAACUUCUGCUUGUUGCUGUGGUGGCUCUGAUUCACGGCACCUCUGCAACUUUGGUGAUUAAAGGGCCAACAGAGCCAAUUCUGGAGGGAGAGCCAGUCAAACUGGAAUGCCUCUACAUGGAUUCAGACCUUAAUGUGACCCAGGUCCACUUUGAGUUCCAACAUCCAGGCUCAGAAUAUUGGCGCAGAAUUUGGGGGUCAUCAUUGAGGCGUUAUUAUUAUUGCUUCUAUGGACGAUGGUCAGACAGCAUGGAGGAGGAGCAGAACAGCACUAGACUUCUGGAUAUUCCCUAUCCGAUGAUGUACUCUGGAGUGGCCUUCCGCUGCGUGUCGGACAAUGAGAACGUGACGGCGCCAGACAACGUCUCUCAGCCGCUGACCUUUAAAGUCCAGUAUUUGAGAGAGCCGUUGCUGUAUAUGGAAGGCUACAGCAGGUACCUGAGCGCCCCGGAGCAGCUGAAGGUGCGACCUGGAGAUGACGUAGUGGUGAAGUGCUCCGCCGGCUCCUCAGAGGAGCCGAACUACUACUGGACCAAAGAGGGUGAUGACUGGAUCUUGCCUUCCUCCACUCUGACAGUGAAGAAGGUGAGCAUGCAGGAUGAAGGACAGUACACUUGCAUGGUUGAGCAUCCUUCGGUGAAGUCCCUCAACAAGAAGCGCACCAUCAGUAUCAGCCUCCUGCCCGAGGACGUCGCCUGGUUUAAGACUACGGUCGGACACCUCUGGUUGACGACCUCGGCCGCGGCGGUGUCUCUCCUCGUGUUCAUCCUGUCUUUGACUGCGUUCCUGUGCCGCAGGGCCAAGCGGAUCAGGACAAGCAAGGGGCCCAUUGAUGACCGCUCGCAGAAAAAGCCCAUUUACAAAUCAAGUGUGGAAUCUCUUCCCUCCACCUGCACCGACAACCAGCCCCUGGUGUGACGGCACAGGCGGGUGGAUUGAUGAGAAUGAGGGGAGGAGGAGGUUGGAGCAACAGAUGAGAAAGAUGGAGCGGGCGACCAAAGAAUGAGAGAUAUACACACGUGUCAAAAGGGAGGUAGAUAAAAUAGCGGGGAUAUUGGAAGUCUGCAGAACAGAAUCAAAAUUAGUAACAAGCUGGGCGUAUAAAUAAUCACGAAGGCCAAAUGAUUGCUUUAAAGAUGCUGAAGCAGCUUUGCUUGUAAGUGUAGGCUGCAGUUACACAUAUUGAACAGAAAGGUUUGGUCAUUUUCCUUUCAUUUACUCUGCAGCGUGGAAAAAUGGUGAGCUACAUCCUUAGCAAGACGAUGAUGAAGAACCUUGCGUAUUUGUAAAAGCAGGGAAAUUUCCCUUCUCUCCUUUCAGUUGCAAAUGUAAUAGUCCGCACUGUGUAUUAUAAACUGAACUGGGUGGUAGAACUGGGUUUUAUUUUGUUGACUGCAUCUCCCUCUCAGCUCUUGGUUUCCAAACGCAGAAGCAGCUCAAACUGUUUGAAAAAGGUUUUUAUCGUCUCUGUAUUGUGGCAGCACUCGAGCACUUUGCGUUCUGAAACUGUACGUUGAAUUUCUUUGAUAUUA